UUCUUGGAUGCAUAAAAUGAAGAGAACGCUAUAUUUCUGUGGUAUUUUAGUCUUCUUUCCGACCUAAAAUGGACCCCAAGUUUACUUGGGAGACAGAGGAACUUCAGGUUGCAAAAGAAUCAGUGGAAAAAUUAGUCAAAUCCUUUUUUCACGCCGAACAAACACGAUGGACCGAAAGUGGAUCUCCUCUUCAAAGGGACCAAACAACAGCUUCAUGCUCGUGUUCCAAGCAAAAUUCUCUAACACAGGAAGGCAAACAUUGCAUAAAACUUGACCCUGGCUUAAGUAUCUUAAGACAUGGCAAGAACAUACGACAUAUCCAUGCUUAUUUUCAAAAUCUUGAGCCUCACAGGUAUCGGCCAAAGCUAACUGCAGGAAAUAAAGUCGUUGACAGACCUGACACCAGUGUGCGUUUGGUUCAAAGAGGUGACGGCAGGAUUUACCAAAAUCCCACAAAUGUAGAAGGUGCAUCAAGUGCUCCAGAUGAUCAUAUGGUACUUAAAGAGGAGGACUGGCAGCUCUAUGAGAUGGUUGUAAUGUGCUGCCAGGCACCMUAUUUAAGUGCACCUCCAGUACCUUCACCAUACUCACCAUCYUCCUCACCAAGCUCACCUACAAGUCCUCAUCCAUUUGAGUUUUCCUACAGUCCACCACCAAGAGCUUCUAUUAACUCACCAUUCAAAUCCAAGGCAUUUUCUUUUAGUCACAUCAUUUCUCCAGAGUCUACACCUCCAGCUAARGCUAGUUCGAUGAGGGAAUUGGUGAGAAAAACGUAUGGACUGACAAAACACAUGCAUUCAUCUAGAGAAAAACAAAUUAAGGACAAAAUGCUCCCAAAGAAUAGUGAGAGGGUUCUUGUUGAAGACUUGCUAACACAACUCUACUUCUUAAACAACAACUGUCAUCCGUACUACCGCAUUCAAAGUUUCCUGGACAAGAAUGGUUAUGAUGAAUGGGUCACUGCRGAGAAAGAAAGUGUCAACAGACUCAUCAAAGUGUUUUGGCAUUUUCCUCUCCCUCCCUGUCCAUCGGCUUACCCACUAAACCAGGUUGAUGCUCACAAAGGGUACAUAACCCUGCUGAAAAGAUUUAUAAGAUAUGAGAGUGCUAAUGAGACCAUUCACUCGGUAUAUGGCGAUGUAACACCCACUGCUCCACUCUCCCCWGCAGCUUGUCGCAUCCUCAAAGAAUUUGGCCUACGAUAUGGUGUAGGGGCCCUAUACAGAAAGCUUGUUUAUCUUAGAUAUCUUGUUGAUCAUUUUGAGUGUGAGCUGUGGAUCAUUCAACACGUUGCAGUACUUGUAGAGGACGUCAUGAAGCUAGUGACCAUCACUCCUGAAAUAUAUGUCAAAGAAGAAUUUGCGAUGCUUCUCCACAUCCUUACUCUUCUUCUUCGCAUCUCCAAAUACUACCUGACCAGAGUCACUCGUUUAUUUCCCAAAAACUCCCCRCCAGGAGGAGUYACAGCUCUCGUUACCAUGGCAGAGCUGGCCCAGGAUGCUGCCCUGUAUGUGAAUGCUAAAUUCCCAGCAGUCUUCACGGUUAUGAUAUUGAGGGAUAUCGUUCAUGAAUUCAAAAGCAACUUGAUAGACGAACCUUUUGAUUCWUUGCUGGCAGGAUUUCUAACGGAGGAGGUUGAAGGACGCUAUGAGAGAUUUAAAGUGAUUGCUGCUUACAAACUCGAAGUGGACAGUUAUGCACCACCUCUUACUCCUAACUUACUCAACAUCUUGAUCUAUGACAUCCAGGAAGAAAUCACUAUAUACAAGACGUAUUAUCAAGCAGAGUUUGAAAAAUAUGUGGAUUUUGUACAGCUCUCMGCAGUUACYUUUUAUAAGCUUCUGAUGUUGGAUGUGCAGGAGAUGUGUGCGCAUAUACCCUGCCGUCAUGAUAAAGUUGAUCUUAGGAUGCUUGCUUUGGCUUAUAGACUGUCCAUCCUUGACAGAGAUAUGGCUAAUUAUCUGUCAACAGAGUUACAAACAUGGCGGGAACCAAUGUUACAGCUCUCUGUUACAUGGUUGGAUAUAGUAGGACAGCAUUUGAAGCGCUUAGUCCCAGCUUUACUUGAAAAGGAAACAUGGCGACCAGUGGAGGUCACACAGGAUGAUAUUAAGACAAGCAGAGCUUCCCUGGCGUCCAAGGUCAUGACAAUCUCUAGCAAACAACAGCUGUUUACUCAGUCUUGCAACUCUGCCUUCAGAAAAGUUAACGACAUGCAGCCUUUAGCUAAAAGCAGCGUAAUGUCCGUUUCCAAUCCACAACUUGACUCCAUUAUAUUUCCCACGAAUGCUGUAGACGAUCAAACUUCAUCCAUUGCUACCUCCAUUGAUACUCAGGCACAGUCAUCCACAGCAGGAAGCUUCAAAGGCAAAACAAUCAUAACUCAAGUCACUGUGCACUCAGUACCCAGGAUAAGUGAUGAAAAGACAACGAAUGUGGAUGGCGGUCUCUCUAGAAGUGUUCGAAUCGAAGACGUUUUCAUUCGAACUGACUCAGAUUCAGGGCAAGACAUAAGAACAAUUGAUAAUAGUGAUGAACAUAAAGAAACUGUUCUCACUGAACAAACAGCACUGAACAGCGGUGCGUGUAAUGAAAAUCUACCAGGGAAAGCAAGUCAAACUGGAAUUUCUGGUCAAACUGGAUUAUUAUCAAGUCUAAGCGAAGAAGCUAAUCAGAGUGAACAAAGAUUAAGAACUGAUGUUGAAAAUGAUCAAAAAGGUUUGACCGGACAAAAGGCUUUGGUAACUGUAUCAAAUAUAACGGAAUAUUGUACUAGUCAGUCAGAACAGCGCGAUGCGACCCCCUAUGAAAACGUAGACGACGCKAACAGUCMUACGAGUAGUAUCGACAAAACUGURGYAUCGAGRCCUAAUAUCGUAGGSACGUUGAACYUCGAAGAAGACCAUGAAAGACUUGAUAUCGCGAYCAACACURCAAACAUCUCUYAUAUCAUAAAUCCCAAUGUUUCGUUAGACUCUACUGCUGUAGGAUUAGAUGGAAAACGGUCCAUGUCGGAUGUCGAAUAUCGAACGCCGACAAAAAUCGAAACAUCCUCAAAUGACAAUUUACUUGAGUCAACUUCAAUAGAUUCCAAGUUGCCAAUACCUAGUACAUUUGUGCAGAAAACUCAUCAUGGUGGCAUUCUUGAGGAGUGUGCUAACUGUCCUCAUAAGGUUGUCGACGUUAUACCUGACAUCGAAGAGGCAUCGAACGAUGCAUUCGACGUUCAAAAGACAACGCUUGUUAAAGCAUCAAGAGCUACCAAUAGUGAACAUGGUGACGAAGACUGGAACCAGCCAGGACCAUCUGGACUCCAGUUACCAUCAAAAACGACCAGUAAACAUCCCAUAAUGAGAGCUUUAGAAUCUGACUUAACAAGRAGUCGAAGUGAAUAUGGAAGCGCGCCGUCUAGAGUGACAAUCACCACAUACGAAACUGCCCCGUACGGUAGCUAUCAGACAAGUAAAAGCUCUCACCAAGACAGUAUAGAUAUAUCGAGUACUGAGAGUGGURCUAACCAAAAUAGUGAAUCUGAUGAAAAUUGCUCAGGCACCCCAUCCCUUGAGAAACGUGAGCCGAUGACAGAGCUGUUGCCGCUGAGCAGUAGUAUCGUGGACUUUCUUUGUUGCAUCAAUCGUUUAACCGCRUUCACUUGUCAUCUGUGUACAAUACUCUGUCCUAAUGAGGUGAACGAGGGAAGCGCUGAUGCUGAACUAAUCAGAAGGGAGACUUUACGCAUGAAGACUGCUUUGUGUGAGAAGCUUAUUCAGAUUUCCAAAGAUAUGGUAUUACUCUACGCAGACAGUUUGAUGGCUGUAGAGACAUGUGGUUUGACAGACAGGGAGUUAAUGUCCYUUCUUGGUGUAGAACCUGCCAGAGAUUUGAUUGACAGGUGCACACGGGGUGAGAUUACUGGGUGUCGUCUUAAUCCAGGGACACACAUUAGAUGCAACGCGAUCAACUCUAGAGGCAAGAAAGUUGAACAGUGUGAAGCGAUGAAUAAAAUCAAGUGCAGUUUCAGUGGCUGCGAGUCUGCUUCUUCCAAGAUGGGUAUUCGGAACUCUAACAUCACUGUUAUUUCAUCAUUGCUGUCAUGGUUACAUGACAGAAUGACGCUGACCGUCAGCUGCAACAAGACGACAGCCAUGAAUCUCCAAGGUAACGGCGAAGACUGUCGAUAUCGUAGCGAGUCGUAUUGCCAAAAUGGACCAUCUGUUGAUUCCAUUACUAGCCAAGACUCGCAAACAGAAAGUCAGCAGCACCAUAYAAGUGAAUCACGCUUCUUGUCGCAGUCUAUCGAUGGGUCUCUUGACGAGUGUUGCGUUCGACUUGAUGACGCAUCWGACAUGCAAUGCAAGCUUGUAGCACACAGGGUCAAUGAUCUCUUCGUGACAAUAUUACACCAACUUCUUAAUUUGUCGUUGCCAACUUUCGACGUGAAGAAACGACUUCAACCGAUUAUCGAUUUUCUUCACAAACGAUUGACGUCGUUACGUAGAGUAAUGUUUCCAGACGCUUUUAUGGRGACCAUCAAGUAUUUGUGGAGACAUGUGGUCCAGGAUUUCACUCAAGAAGUUGAGCUUCUUAAAGAACGCCGUUCAGAUGCCACAGAGCAGUCAGUUUUACUGCUGAACGCAAUGGCUUACUUAAUGCAGUUUUUUCAUGGACGUGGAUGUGGAAUAAGCUACGAUGAUCUCAUUAGUACAACACAAGUGUUAACCAAACACAUAGAGUUGUACACAGCUCCCUCUCCUAGACUAAUACGUUUGUAUAGAUGGCUGCAUGACCAGAUGCUAACAGUACAAAGCAGCCAACUWCGCAAUAUUGAUGAGUUCACGUCAUCUAUCAGUGGUUCAUCUCARCAGAGRAGAGCCCAUGAACCGGCAGAUCAUUUGAUUCAAUCCAUGCGUUUGCAGCUUCAUGCAACACGUAAAUGCUUUUCUGGAUCYGAUUUGGUAGUUUGGGUCAAAAACUAUGUGAGAGAGAAUGGCUAUGACAGUCUUGGUGUUUGUAUUGGUAUAUCAGAUAUCGAUACUGCAAUAGAACUGGGCCAAUAUCUUUUAGAGAGGAACUUUCUCACUUGUGUGACGUUCCCACGUAGUGCUGAUARAGACGGUGAUAGCAAUGAGCAUCAAUAUGCAAGAAGUCAGGUGUCAAGGUUAUCCAAAGGAACUGUGUUUAUGAGAGACUCAAAUGCUCUUUCUAGUCAAAUGAGAUUCAACGACAUAUCAAUUGUUAAAACAAACKCUACUGGUUCUUCGCAUCCAAAUUCAUCAAGAUCAAGCUCUAGACCAGCCACAGACACAUCUGAACUCACAAACAGUGAUGACUGCAGCUCUCUCUCAUUAAGUUCAGAAGACAUGGACACUAGAGACCUCUUAGACUCAGUUGARAUCAUCUUACGACAAGCAGGCAGUAAUCAGUCAAUGGUUCAAUUCCAUAACAGCACCGAUGUAUUUUAUAGUUUUCUGAGCGAUGAYGAUGGCAGUGGUGGUCAAUUCAAAUACAAAUUGGAUUUUGCUAAUCGUUUUUCWAUACGAAUUAAGCUGGAGCAAAUUAUAUGUGUUUUGUACACRAGAAAYKGGAAAGACAUGGAAGCAAGGCUGUUUCUGAAGAGGAUACCCAAGGACUUCAUUGCACGAGCCAUUGGUUAUAAGGAAACCCCCUGGUGUUUCCAUAUAUAAACUGGUUUAAUUGUUCACAGGUGAAAGUAAUGAUAUACCACUAGUUUAAACAGGUUGACAGUAAUUUUUAUAUAAAAACUAUAAAAUCUUUGAGACAUAGCACUGAUUUAAAAAGGUUGACAGUUGUUUCUAUAUGAAAACCAUUCAAUCUUUUGGACCAUACAACAUGUACCACUGGUUAAGGCUGACUACUUUUUAUAUCCAAUCUAUUUUAAUAAUUAAUUAAAAAUUCUGAAAGAUGUAGCACUGAUUUAAAAAGGUCGACAUUAAUUUUUAUAUUAAAAAAAAAUAUUUACAAUGUACCACUAGUUCAAAGAAGUUGACAGUAGUUUUGUCCACAAACCAGUUUAAACUAAGAUUGUGUUGGAAAUACUAGUUUUAAACAUUACUCUGGUCUAAAAUUAUUAACAAUAUUAUAGUUUUUUAUGUUUUUGAAAACUGUUUUCUGUCUUAUCACUGGUUUAAAAAAGUUGACACUUAAAAAGGUUGAAAGUAGGUGUAUUUGUGAACAAAAUUUUCAUAGAAAUUACUACUAGUUUAAAAACGUUGAUGGCAGUUAAGUAUGCAAAAAAGUAUUAAGUAAGCUUAUGAAACAAUAUUCAAUCUCAAAAUUCUCAUUUUAUGGUUUAAUAUGAAAAACAUCAAUUUCAAUAGUAUUUUGAAAUACAAAAUAACAUUAUAAGGUAUUUCCACAAUCUAAUAAGCACAGCUUUUUAAAUAUUAUAUAUACUCUUAAAGUAUAAGAUUAAAGAGUGUUUAAAUACAGGAUUAAUAUAAUAUUUUAGUACAAAAAUAAUUUUGUUCAUAAUAAAUGAACUUGAUUGUGAAUAGUGCUUUUUUCUAAAGCUAGAAAAUUACACAGAUUUUUAUCAAUUCUUAUAGUUUUGUAUUGUUUAAAGGUAUCGUUUUUAACUUAAAGCUUUAUUAAUAUUCCAGAAUUGUUAUCAGUAUUUUAUAUUUCUAUCAAUAAGGGGUAUAGAAUGGUGUCUCAGAAAUUGCAAGGCUUUCCAAAAAUUUCCCAAGGUUCACAAGCUCGCCACUUAAAAAAGAAAGGGGCUCGGAUUUAAAAUCAUUUUUGGCUCGGAAGCUCACAAUUGCAGUAAUAUCGGACUCGUUCUGCCAAAGGCUCUGGCUCGAAUUUUAAAACGAAGGUCUCGCAAUGUCGGUGAGGCUCUGAUUUUACCAUUCGAUACCCCUAAUAGCAAAGCAGGGCUUUCAACUCUCCCUGACAAUCCAGAAGUCUCAAAAUUUUGGAUUUUAUCUCCUGGUCUCAAGAUUGCAAUGUCAAACCUCACGGUUUUCCUGAAAAAGGGAAAAAACUCUAAUGAUUUUUAAGUUUAUUUGCAAAAAAAUAAAAAUUAACCUGAUUCUGGUGAAUGAAUAUAGCAAAUGAAUGAUGGUCWUUUUGGAUUGGCUUUGGAUUUUUCAUCUCAAGGUAUGGAAUUGCCCAGGGUUGAAAYCCCUAGUGCAGUCUAUCAUUCACAAAAGUAUGCAUGCUGUAUUGUAAUCACAUCGGGAUAAAAAUAUGGGCACUUUAUUAAAAUUUUUUAWAGAAUUUCA
Molecule: messenger RNA, 7244 nt
Organism: Exaiptasia diaphana
Lineage: Eukaryota; Metazoa; Cnidaria; Anthozoa; Actiniaria; Aiptasiidae
Exons: 26
Coding region: 69-5684 (1871 amino acids)
Biological process (GO): intracellular signal transduction
Source: RefSeq, a predicted model, not a curated record